AUGGCAUCCCGACCAUCCAUGGAUUCGCUGCGCCUGACAGCUGCACCCAGAGUCCCCGACCACAUCUUGACGUCGAGAAACUUAUGUCUACGUCCACCAUCCGUCACUUUUACUUUCAGCGUGCGUGUGGCAUCUCGAAGACCCCAGACCCUGAACAACGCGGGCGAUCCGCUCCACGAGAUGCCAAUGUCCGAGAGUGGAGCCAAAGAGGGUCUUCCUCACCCGCGGGCUGCGCUGCCUCUGCCAUUUCCAUCUCGACAGUCCUCCUAUUUCACCCCCGACCAGUUCAGUGCGGGGUUGUCCGACCAGCCUAUAAAAGGCCCCGUGCCCCUGGAUGCGUCCUCGGACUUUUCCUUGCUGCCCAUCGCCAAUGAGGGCCAUCCCGUCCUCACAUCUCACAAGUAA
This is a messenger RNA of Aspergillus ibericus CBS 121593, 405 nucleotides long. RefSeq lists its product as uncharacterized. The transcript is spliced from 2 exons. The coding region runs from base 1 to 405 and encodes 134 amino acids. Lineage: Eukaryota; Fungi; Ascomycota; Eurotiomycetes; Eurotiales; Aspergillaceae. The record is from RefSeq and is a predicted model, not a curated record.